Molecule: messenger RNA, 855 nt
Organism: Ixodes scapularis (black-legged tick)
Lineage: Eukaryota; Metazoa; Arthropoda; Arachnida; Ixodida; Ixodidae
Exons: 5
Coding region: 1-855 (284 amino acids)
Source: RefSeq, a predicted model, not a curated record
AUGGCUCAAAGUUUCAAGUUUUCGCUCCUCCUUCUCCUCUUCGUGUAUAUCGUUCACCAAAGCAACGGCACCUUAUUUGACCUCGAAGACGUUAUUUACGAAGUUCUCCUGCGAAGUUGCUCUUACAAUGAAAGGCUGGCAACUUUUGAUGUCACUGGAGAUAACAAAACCCGAGGUCCCAUUGAAAACCUCGUCAAGUACCCACCAGUCAAGUUCAAUGUCGGCCGGGUGGUCUACCAGUCCGCUAAAAUACAGUCUCUAAAGCUGUCUGCUGUAUACGUGCAGAUAUUUCACAACAACCAGUCUGACGAGGAGGGUAAGGCGUACAUAUCGGAGCAAGUAGACCACGAAGACGAGUACAUGUGGUCCGUCACCAGGGGAGCAGAUUUCACCGCUAAAGCCAAGUUCAGUAUAAGCGUGCCGCUAAUUUAUCAGUUCUCGACAGAAUUUUCGACAACAGUGAAGACAAGCUCUGGAUCAACCACAACCGAAACACGCACUACGCGACAACUGAUUAAACAAGAUAUAAAAAUACCCCCUGGAGCUACUAUCGAAGCCAAGUGGUAUGUCAACGAAGCACAAGUGGUGGUGCCGUGGGUAGCAGACAUCUCCUUCGAGGGAUACGUUGCAGCAUUGUAUGAAACGCCCGACAAGAAACUAACAUGGAAGUACUUAAACGUGCAAGGUUUCGAACACGAACAUCUAAAAAAACACGGGAAAAACGUCACGUUUCAGGCAUUAGGGCUGUUCCAAGCAAAUGUAGCUCAGAGCUACCACCUCUCCACCAGCCAGAAAAAAUUAGCACAGCGCACCGCAAGCCUGGCGAAAUAUACGUUUGAGCAAGAAACUUCAUGA